Messenger RNA from Alosa alosa (allis shad), 2956 nucleotides. It is a transcript of the gene bmp8a, whose product is annotated as bone morphogenetic protein 8a. The transcript is spliced from 7 exons. Lineage: Eukaryota; Metazoa; Chordata; Actinopteri; Clupeiformes; Clupeidae. Gene Ontology annotation, biological process: SMAD protein signal transduction. Bases 1037 to 2410 code for a protein of 457 amino acids. The record is from RefSeq and is a predicted model, not a curated record. Gene Ontology annotation, molecular function: growth factor activity; cytokine activity. Gene Ontology annotation, cellular component: extracellular region.
CCAAGAGGACGACAGGGGCCGGGAACACCGGAGGGCUUUUUUUGUAAGCUCACACUUGUAGGAUUAUGGACAUUUAUUUUCCUCCUGUUGAAUUGGGAAACUGAAGGAUUGAAGGAAUCUAUUUUGAUUGCUCUGUGUUGUGUUAGAAGUAAAUGAUAAGUGUCUCCUUGGAAAAUAGAAAUACAUUUUUUUUUUUGCUUUGAGGAUCUUCAGAGAGAGAGAGAGAGGGGGGGAAAAAAGUUUGGCUCCAUCUAUAUGUAACCGAUUCAAGUGGAAGGAAUAUUGAGAUCCAGGUUUUGAUUUGCUGUGGAUGUUUUCCAUGCCUUGUGGAUAUACAGUGUGGUUUUGAUCAGGCUUGCUGUCGGAUCUGGAGAAUUGGCAGGUGUGACAUUUGAUUUGGGAACCUCUGAAGAAAGACUCGCUUGUGCGUCUGACCCAUUUUAUUUAUUUUCUUCGUGACUCAUAUAUCACGUUUCUGACGGUGCCCAGCAGACGUCCACCUGCUCUCUCCUCAACCUUUUAUGACGCUCCAAAUUCACUUUUCAAGGAGCCGAGUCAGUAACUCCGACAAAUACAUGUUUAUGUUCCCCUGCUUUGGCCGUUGUUCCUUUCCUAGUCAUUUCUUCCUCUGAACCUGUGUAUGAAACAGCUUCUUCAAGGAGCAAGUGGUUUUGGAGACGCAUUAAAAGUGUUCCCAGAGUGAAGAAAGAGCACAGGGAGAAAUGGGAACAGAAAACACUGCCCUUUCUUAAUGAAACACGGACCACAGAGGACCAUCUUCCAGGACACAUAAUAACAACCAAGCACAUAAACGGACAAGCUCAGUCAGUGAGGCGACUUCUUGUGCUGGCCAGAGUGUGAUAGUCCCUUUUCAUGCUGGUGCUGUGACCGUUCCAGAAGAUUCUGGGUUGUUUAAAACAGUGAGACUCCUGGACUGAGACAGUGAGAGCAAGACGGAGACGCGAGUGCUUUGCCAUUGCAUUUUUGAACGUUAAAGUGUGACUAAAUAAUUGACAAUUGAGACAAAACCACAAAAAUGGUAAUGGAUCCCUCAAGUCAAGAAACUGCAGGACAUUGUAAGAGGAGCAGCUCCAGAAGGCACACACUGUCCUGCUGUUGGAGAGAACAGAGCAGCAUUGGCAAGGGCCAGAGCAGGAGAUUGUCCCCCCUGGCUGUCCUGCUCCACGUCUGUGUCCUGCUGUGUGUGUGCGGGGGAGUGGAGGGGGUGGUCCACUCCAGCUUCCGCCGCCUGAGCGGUCGUGAGAAGAAGGAGAUGCAGCGGGAGAUCCUCUCGGUGCUCGGCCUGCCGGGGCGACCGCGGCCCCAUCCCCCGCUGCGCCCCCCGUCCUCGGCGCCCCUCUUCAUGCUGGACCUGUACCACGCCGUGUCCGAGGGCGAGGAAGGACUCGGGGGCCGGCUGGCCGCCGUUGGGACGGGCCACGUCCACACUCACGCCUUCCCCACCCUCAGCACGCACAUGCCGCCCCUCGGCUCUGUGGUCAGCGAGGCCGACACCGUCAUGAGCUUUGUCAACCUGGUGGAGCAUGAGCGGGACCUGCUUCAACCACGACCGUACUGGAAGGAGUUCCGUUUUGACCUCACGCCCCUCCCACAGGGAGAGACUGUGACGGCGGCGGAGUUUCGCAUCUACAAGACUCUGACCAUGGGCCAGAGGGCCAACCACACGCUACACAUUUCCGUCUACGAGAUCCAGCGAGAGAACAGACACAGGGAGCCAGAGUUGGUGCUGCUGGACAUGCAGUCAGUGCCAGCAGGGCAGGAGGGCUGGCUGGCGUUUGAUGUGACCUCAGCCAGUAACCGCUGGCUGCUGAACCCACGGAGCAACCUGGGCAUCCGGCUCUACGUGGAGACUGAGGAGGACCGAUCACUGUCUGCAGGAUGGGUGGGUCUGAUUGGGCGGCGGGGGCCCCGCUCUAAGCAGCCCUUUAUGGUGACAUUCUUUCGGGCCAGUCAGGCCCCCUGUCGCCCUCCACGAGCAGUCAGGCACAACAACCCCCGGAAGAAGAAACCCAAAUAUACUCUGCCACACCCCAACCGACCUGGGAUAUUUGAUCAGAUCCCCACAAGUGGCCGCCAGGCAUGCAAAAGACAUGAACUGUAUGUAAGCUUCAGUGAUCUGGGAUGGAAGGACUGGGUGUUGGCUCCACGGGGUUACUCAGCCUAUUACUGUGAUGGAGCGUGCGACUAUCCCUUAGGGGCUUGCAUGAAUGCCACCAACCACGCCAUGAUCCAGCUAGUGGUCCAUCUGCUGAAGCCAGAUGAGGUGCCGAAGGCAUGCUGUGCCCCUACCAAGUUGAGCCCCAUAUCUGUGCUCUUCUAUGACGACAACAACAAUGUCAUCCUCAAGAAGCACCGCAACAUGGUGGUCAAGACCUGCGGCUGUUUAUAGCCCCCUUUGGCCCAAUGUGCUAGGACUCCCAAGGACUCUGCCAACUGUAUUCACACACACACACACACACACACACACACACACACACACACACACACACUGAGCACAAAGCUACAAAAUACUAGCAUAAAUGACUUCCCUUCAAUGCAGUUUGCUGCUAUCCUGUGUGUUAGGGCUAAGCAGUAAUGAAGAAAAAGGACCCAGUGGUAUUGUUCUCCUCUUCUCUUGGCUAUUCUACCUAGGACACACAAUGAUACAGCUCGUGCCAAAACACAAAUUCUCCAGGUGUGGGGUCUGCUAAGCCUAUCGUACUCCACAGGUCACAUCUGGGCACUCAUAUGCCUGUGUUUGGUUCACGCUGAUUUCCUGCGUUAUGGUUAAUUCAACACACCAACAUGUCAAUUUGUACCAAUAUAUUAUUUUCGGACAUCUUGGAAUGUAAUGAAAAUGUUUUCCCUGCCACUUUUCAAGAUGUUAUUUAAUUGAGAUGAUAAUAUGUAUAAUGUUAUGUAGCAACAUCAUAAAGGGUACAAAUCUUCCAACGAA